AACCAAGGUUAGCGUGGCCAUAAUUUUUUGACCAAUCAAAUUUCGCAAUUUUACUGAUUUUACAGGCUGAAGAAGACGGGCCAUUUUACUUCAUCUUGGUCUCCAUUUUGGCGGUAAUAUACUGUUUUUAUUAGAAAUAAUACAUUAUUAGUCUCGGACGGCUUUCUUAAGUAUUAUAGAAUAGCCAAUUUUUUAUGAGCUAUUUGCUGCAGGUUUUAGUUAAUAUCUUCACGCGUAUUAUACAUUUGCUUGUUUUGGACGUAAAAAUUAAAAUUCACAACAGCAACUUUGGCUAGUCCAUGGCCAAAAGCUAUCGUCAACUUUGCCAGCUUGCAUUCGCACUUAUAAAGGCCAAAAAAGAUAAUAAAAAUAUAAUAUUAAAAUAUAAAAAAAAAUGUAUUUUCAUAAAUUUAAAUAUAAAUUAUUGAGAGCUCUACCAAUUUGACAAAAUGAAACAAACACUUAAAAAUAGGCUUUUCACUCUUACUCUUAUAACUUAUGUCUAUGUAAUUAUUAAUACUACCUUAAGACUUAAGGCUAAGUCUAAGCUAGGCCUUAAAUAUCAGUACAAUAGUAGGCCUAUAAAUUAUUAAAAAAUAUAGGCUAUUUAAUUUCUACGAUUAAUAUAUGUCCUGAUAAAUAAUAGCAGUAGCAUUUAAACGUAAAAUAUAGUUAAAGUUAAGCUUUUGUUGGUUUUAUUUAUGUUAUCUAAAAGACCAAGGCUCAGAAUACUCAGAGAUGUCAUCCAAAUACUAAAAGUCCAAGGCACAGGUUAGGGGCCAACUAUAUACUAUAUACUACAUUUGCAAAAAAAAACACGCACAUUUCUAACCCCUGCCCCACAGCAUAUAAAAAAUAGAGCCUUCACCCCCCCCCCCCCCCCCCAUCUAUAAAUAUAAAGCAUGUCACACUCGGCACUCGGCAUCUAUGAUUAUAUAAUUAUAAAGCAUGUCACACUCGGGGGUGGGGGGGGUCUAAGAAAGUGUGACACGGGUGGGGGGGAUACAGUUCUUAAAUGAUAUCAAACGUGUUAUAAUUUUAAUCAUACAAAUAAAACCUGAAAUUGACUGUUGUGAGAUAGAUGAAGAUAUCUUCUAACAAAAGAUUUAACUUUGAUUAUUAAUGCAUUGAUCAUUAAAUUUAAAUAUUAAGUAGUUAGUGUGUUUUGUUUUAGAUUAAAUUUUAAUGACUUGUUAAUUUUUAAACAAAUUUUAAUUAAAAAGUGUGAUGUAGGGUACUUAAUGUAAAUGGUUCUGAGAUUUGUGACGGGGGAGCGAGGGGAUAAAAUUUUCCAAAAAUAGCGUGACAUACUUUAUGGAAGGCCCCUAACUAACUUACAUAAGUAUUAAGUUUUUCGUUUUCUCCAUUGCAGAGAGAGAAUCAAUUAGUCUCCAAACCUUUUUCCUGUCUGUCAGGUUAAGCUUUUAAAAUAAUGGAUAAUGAACAUUUUUAUGUGGAUAACAACAUAUCAAAACCCUAUAAUUUUACACAUGUGAAAAUUUAAUCUUUAAAUAAAAAAUAUCAAAAUCCAUUAAUCAAAAUCCAAAUCUAUAUAAACAUAAUAAUAAAAGUCGGUGCGAUUUGACUGUAACCGUCAUGGAGUGUCACAUUAUAGAUAUGAGAAUGAGGAAAAUGAGGGGGCCGCAUUGACACUAAACUUUGCGGUCAUGUAGCAUGCCACAAAAUAUCUGGAAACACUGCCAUAACACAUGUUUAAGAUUUUGUCAUUGGUUUUCUCCCCUUGGAAACUGCAGCGCUUUGGUUUAGCAGAAUGAAAUAAAUUAUUAGUAUAGUUUAUAUAGGCUUUAGUGCCUUAAGUGUCUUUAGUGAAGUUACUAGGUAGGCCCAUAUAUUAAAUAUAAUAUAACCAAUUAGUUUUAAAAAUUACAAGAGAUACAUUAAAUUCAAUAUAAAUUAUAAUGCAUGCAUGAUGAUAUCCUACAUUUUUAAUCAUUUUCAAGCUACUUGUUUCUUUUCAGUUAUUCAUUAAAUGUUACCUAGUGGUAAUUAAGUGUAAAAAAAAAUGGCAGAGCAAGAGGAUUCAGGGGAAAUAAAGCAAAUCUAUACAGACAAUGAGAACGAGAAUGACAAUGAGAAUGAAAAUGCUCAGGAACAAGAGAAUGAAAACGAAAAUGAAACUGAAGACAUGGGAAAUGAUGAUGCCGUAGAUACCACAGCAGAUUUCUUGAAAAUUUUUCAAGGAAAAACUGAGUUUGACAGCUGGGAAGAAUUUUCUACACUAUUUGAAGAGUUCCAAAAAGAGACAGGCUCUGGUUGGUAAAAUCAUAUAUUUUUGUUUUUUCUGGUUUGAAACCCACUUUUACUAUUAUGCUACGAUGUAUGGUAUCAGUUGACACAACUUCUUAUGUAAUGGCUGUAUCCAAAUCUUGAUUCCCUUUCUCCUGCUUGUGAAAAAUGGAAAUAACUCAUUGUAAAUGAUUCCUCACAGUCCAGUGCACUGAAAAGUUUGUUAAGCACUGUUACUAGGCUAGGCAUACUUCAAACCAAAUAUUUAAAUAUCAUCAUAUAUCUUCUGUUGUAAGGGUAGCAUUAUUUUCUUGACAUCAUUGUGUUUUUAGUUUAAUCCUAAUAGUUAAAUUGAAAUAUAUACAGUAUUAAUUUUUUAAUAUCAGGAACUAGAAAAUAUGACCCAGUAUUACUGGAGUAAUAAUGGUAGGUUUAUUGGGCUAAUUUCAACAUGCUAUUACUAAUUCUCAGCAUCUAAAAAUAAUUUUUUUACGAUUUUAAAUUAAUCAGAUUUUGAUGUAAGAUUUAUCCUUUAAAAAAGAAAGAAAGAAAUUACGUCAUUUUCCACAUACUUGAAAUGUAUGUUUAGGAAAUAGUAAAUCAUACUUUUUGUUAUUAUACUAGUAUUUAUGGCUAGAUGUUAUAAUUUAUAACAUCAUUGAGUUUCGAUACAUUUUUAUCUUGUAUGUUAUAUAGGUCUACCCAUCACUUUUUCACGCCCAUAAACUACAAAGAAAACAUUUUCAAAAAAUUGUAAAAACAUGUACUUGAAUUUUAAAAAAAACCUUUGUACCAUUUUAAUUAUCUUCAACAUAAUGGAUUUUGAUAUUUGUUAUUUAAAGAUUAAAUUUUGAAUAGGGUUUUGAUAUAUUGUUUUCCACAUAAAAAUGUUCCCACUCCCUUUCUUUCGCACUUAAAAUGUAUUUUAAUGAAUUGUUUCUUAAUAUAAACAAAUUUUUAUCCUCGUAAAUUUGUGCCCACCCUUAUCCUCGCUCCUGAACUGUAUGGGAAUAUCUCGAUGUCCUUAGUUUCAAAGUAAAUCUUUUCAACUAUUUUCUCCUUUCAAACUUUAUUGAGUUUUGAGAUAUGGGUAGACUUAUUUAAAGAUAUAGUCAUGCUCAUAAAAAUAAACAUACCAUCUUUCCUCCCUUACUGUUUUUAAGAAUCCCAUUUAUAUUUAGAAAUACAAAGUUUAUCUUACAAGCAUAUUGUACACAAACUUGUGUGCCAUUAGGUUACUUUUGGGGAAUUUUACUUUUUGUGCUAUUGAAACAGUUCUUUUAAUUCACAUGUUCUUUUCAAUUUUUAAGAAGUAUGAGAUAUUUCCUUUUGAUUAAACUGAAAUAAAUAAGUUUAAUUACCUCACGUAUCAGUAUUUAAAAAAAUUUUCAUUCUUUUAUUUAAAAAAAAACUUUUUGGUUUUUAACAGUUGUUGGAUUUUAAAUUUUAUUCAUAUAGCAUUCAAGCCUAAAUCUGCAACCAGUAUUGAAUAUGCAAAUGAAAGGCGUGUGAAAGACAAGAUUCCAGAUCGCUUUGUUUAUCAGACAGUAAAGAUGGUCUGUCAGAGUUAUGGCAAUCCCAUUAAAAGAGAGAGUACUUCACGCAUAGUUAAAAAGUAAUUUUAAUCAUGUUAAAUUUAAUAAAAUUGAAUAAAUAAAUUUAUAUUUUCCAAUGUAAGUGAAAAGAUUGCCUGGUAAUUGUAAUAAAUCUUUAUUGAUACUCAUUAUUAAUGAAAGUUUCUUUGAGGAUUUUACUCAGUUUUUCUAAUGAUAUACAUAAUUGGCGGCUCGACAAUAAGAAUACCACUGAUACAAUUUUGAUGUUUACAAAUGUUUAGUCUGAUGCAGUUAACAAGUUACACUCACUUUGUAAUCUUUUGAAACAUAGAUUAAAGCACAAUGUUUUUCUUUUAAUGUUUCUUUCUUUUCAGAUAUGUUGGCUUGGGAUGUGAAGCAAUGGUUCAUUUACGUUACAAGGCAGGAAGUCUUAAUAUAGUCAGCUGUAAUUUAGAACAUAAAAACCACAAACUGUUUUCCGGAAAUGAAAUAAUCAGGUAUGGUUGAAGCCAUGAAAUUUCUUUUAGAAUUUUCCACCUGGCUUAAUAAAUUCACUUUGCUUAUGUUAUUUUAAUGAUGGAGAAUGGGACUUUAUUGGUUAAAUAAAAACUAUAAAACCUGCUUGAUUUUAACACAAAUUUCUUUCUUUGGUGUUUAAAAACCAGCAGGAGUGUGCGCUCAUUUUCAUUUACGGAUGACAUAGACUUUUUAAUGGCAAAAGUUGUGAUGGAACAUAAUCCAUUCUCCACAUGGAAUUCUGAGAAAGAGUGGUUAGCUCUUGUUGAAGACCUGCAGAGUCGAGAUCCACGCAUGAAAACAGUUACUGUCAGAGUUGUUAAGAAAAGGAUACGGUUUUUAAUUGACAGAUACAUGGCCAACAGCAAUGGAAAGUAAGUUUCAUCUGCAUUCAAUCUCUAAUGAAGUCUUCUUUAUUUUAAUUAUAUUAGAUUAUCAGAGUCUUGAAAUACUAAGAGACUUAACUUUUGGUGCCUUCAACUUCAAUUGUAUCUCAACUGUGGCAGAGUAUUUUCACUGCAAAGAGAGCAACCAUUUUUAUUUAGUCUCAACUCAUUGAGCUCUUUGGGUUAAGAAAGACAUUUCUUGAGCACUAAAUUAUUUGACACUUCAAAAAAAAAUAUUAUUUAAUUCUCUGAAUAUUAAAUAGAAAUCUGAAAUUUUAUGACAUCAUGAUAAAAUUUAAUUGUUGAUGAUACUUGGACCAAUGUCUGUCUGUUGCAACAAAUUUAACCACUUGCUCCUGGUGUUUAUAUUACUAAACCUAACAAUGACGCUUUAAUACCCGGUACAUGUGCUAGUAUUGUUUUACCGGUAAUUUUUAUUCCAAAAGCUAAACUUUUUAGCAAUGUUUUUUUUUAAAUGGCUCUUAGGAUAUUUUUUUUAAAUUUCAUAUUUCCAAAAGCCCUGUGUCCUUAUCUGGGUUGUUGAAAUUACAAUGCCUGAAAUAAAUAAAAAAUAAUUUUGUGGCUUUUCUAAAACUGAAGUCAGAAAGUUUGGUUUACAAAUGUAUUACAAUUAUAGUACCAAUAAGAUAUUUAAAGGAUAAGAUGGAGAUUUGUCCAAAAAACAUAUUAUAAGGGAAAACUCUUUUAUUGUACUAUUUAUAAUUAUGUAUUAAUUAACUUAACCUCUUAUUUUCAGACCCCCACUUUCUGAUGAUGAUAUGGGAAUUAUUCUUUAUGAGCUUGCAAAGGCCAAACAAGAUGCCAUUGAUAAUGUGCCAAAGCAACCAGUCAAGAAAAGAGGAAGAGGACGACCAAGGAAGAGGGAGAGAGAGGAAACUGAGGAUGAAGAUGAGGAUAUUAAUGAAUCCCAUGACUUUGACGAUUCUCCAAAUUUUUCACCUGGUAAUUUGCAUAGUUUUUUGUGUGCUUGAAAUCAGACCUACCAAAGUUUCAGCCAGUUAAUCAGUUUUUAUUAAUUAAAUGCCAAUAUUUAAAAAUUAAAAAUAUGCUCCCACCAGCGUGUUAGUGUUUACUGUUUCAGAAUGCGUCACCUUUUAUUGACAUAAACAUGACCAUGUAUGACAUAACCACAUUAUUUCUUGUUCUAGGUGCUUCCUCCCCUGUAAAAAAGCCAGUAAGAACAACUUACACUAGAUCAUCCACAUCAUCAGGCACAGAUACAUCAGCUUUUCUCCGAUACAUGGAAAGGAAGGAUGAAAAUGACAGAAAAUUAAGGCAAAGUGAAAUAGAUCUCCGCAGGGAAGAACUCGAACUUCACAAAAAAGAACUUGAAAUAAUGCGGGAAAAAUUUGAAUUCGAUAGGAUUGAAAGGCAGGCCCACCUUGAGUUACUGAAAUCUCAGCUAGAAGCGUUUACUGGCCACAAGGCAAAAAUUGUUAUUCCUGAUGGAAAAGUAGAUGGAAAUGCAGUCACAGAGUACACAAUAGUUGUAAAUAAUGACCAAGCUUUUGGGCCACAAUGACUAAGCUUGUAGAACUGCUUGUAUUUGCUGUUGUCUCAACUGUCUGUGCACGUAACCACCUGACAUUCUAGUCCCAAAGUUUUAACCUACUUCUUCAAAGCUUAAAUAUUAAUUUAAUAGAAAAACAAAUUGAAAUUUGUAUUAUCUUUUCCAAAAAAAAAAAGAAGAAAAAAAGCAUUAUAAUUACAGUGUGUCUUUUAUUUUUUUAUUUGAUUUACAAUUACAGCAUAGAAUGACUUUCAACACAGUUCUCACCAUAUUAAUUUACUAAACUUAAUUGCAGAAAGCUUGUAUUUUAUUAAGUAUAUACUGAUUUAUAGAAUCAUUAGGAAUAUUAUUAAAAAGUAUUGUCUGCUCUAUAAGGGGACUGAUGUGUCUAAGUACUAUUCCUACAUAUAAUAUAUCUGUGCUUUCUUUUCACAGUUUCAUUUGAAUAUUCUUAAUCAGGUAUGCCGAGUUUGUAUAUUUUGGGUACUAUUUCUAGAUAUUCUUCCACAUCUGUUGUGUCAGUUUCAGACUUUAAAGACACAUGCAUAAAACCUUGAUGCCAAAAAAGCAUCACAAAAUCUAAUUUUGUCAAUAUUGCAACCUGAUUUGGAAAAGUGAGUAAACCCGUCUGCCUAUUAUUGAGUGUUAAUCUCUAUUCUGAACUAUGAUUUGUGCUGGUGUGAGAACAAAUACGUGACAAAUAUUGCCUGACAUAUCUUUGGUAUCGAAAAAAAUUUGAAUGUUUGUUCUUGGAGAUGCAGGUGUCAUUUGUAUUGUAAACAUUUCUGUAAAUAUAAAAUGAAAAUGAGCUUGUUUGUACAAGAGUGUGUAUGACUAAAAGAGUUAUCUUCAAAUAUGAGUCUAAUUUAAGAUAGGAAUUGCUUAACAAUUGUAUAUUUGGGUGAUGAUUCAAGUUUUAUUUAAGUUAACAGUGGCAUGUUCAAUUCAAAGACCAGUCAGUACUGUCAGGGACAAGCAGUAAUAUACCAUGCUAUCCCCAAAAUGAUUCCACUAUAUGCACAUUUAUUAGACUUUUUAUAUGUGCAUGUUCAAGACAAAUAUGACAUUAGCUUCUACUCAGACAUUACAGCACUGGAAAGCUAAAUUUUAUGAUUUUGCUUGUAAAUAAAAAUGUUCAUACAACAAGGAAUCCAAGGAUUGAAAUUACAUACUUUGCCAAGUUCUUCUAGAUAUUUAUAUAACCAAAACAAAAUGAGUUUAAACAAAAAUUUCAGCAUAUAUGGCGGCAUAUUUUAAAUUGGAAUCGUUGAACUUUCAGGGAUGUCACUCUGCAAUAUUCAAGUAAAUUUGUUUAUAAUUUAAAAAAUUCAAAUUGAUGUUCAAAUAACUGUUCCAUUCUAGUUCUAGAGGUAUGAUGAAUAUUUCGUAAUGAUGCUAGGCUAUUUGAACGGUGUACAGCAUGCGGACUCAGGUGUAAAUGAUAUGUAUAUAUUUUAACUUACAGUGGAGAUUUUAAUUAGUUCCCACCAGGUCUCCCUCUCAUUUGUUAAAUCAAUCUGAUACUAUGUGAAAACAUAUGCGUGGUAUCUACCCCGUUAUUAGAAAUGCUGUAAAUGACUGCAGGUGGAUAAUCUUUCUCUGGGCUCUGUAAUAUUUUAGUAAAAAGAAAAUUUAAUCAUUGCCAGCAGGGACUACAUUGUUCUCACACCGUAAGCUUUCUUGUUGGGAGGGGAUGCAUCUUUCUCCUAGGUCCAUAUUAAAGGUUUGCAACUAAUUGCUAGCGGAAAGUUAAUCUUUCUCAUGGCUCUGUAAAUAAUUCUGCAUUUAUUACAUACCAGGUACAGGUAUGUAGAGGUACAGGUUGUAAAGUAACUGAUGAAUCAGUUGAUUAUAUUUUGGUGCUAGUGCUAGCCAUUAUUUCUAAUGGGGAUGAAUGAGGCAAAGCAACUUUUCUGUACUUUUAUUACAAAGAAGCAACAGUUUUAUGUUUCUUUAUAAAUUUGAUUUAAAUUUAAAGUGUUCCAAUUGAUAAAGUAGUAAUACUACAAUAUAUAAGAUGGCAUUAUUUGGUUAUUUUAUUAAAAAAAACCUCUAAACACUUGUACAGGUAUUGACAUUGCAAUCGUAUUUUCCUCUAUAGGAGGGUGCUCUAAGUUUAAGGUCUUGUGCACAUGAAAAUGGGGGUUAAUUCAUUUAAGUAAAAUGAAAUUCGAUUUCAAAAUUUUGUUAGAUCUUUGUAAGACCUGUUUUUUUCAUUGUUUUACUUCAGAUUUAUGUUAUACAAUUGUUGAAAAUAAACCAACUUAUAUUAAUUAUAAUAUUGAUGAUUAUUUUUUAUUGUUAUUGCCUACUACUACUACACAUAAUUAAAAGUAUACAC
Lymnaea stagnalis (great pond snail) is the source of this 8577-nucleotide messenger RNA. The record is from the annotation of a GenBank genome assembly. NCBI's taxonomy places the organism in Eukaryota, Metazoa, Mollusca, Gastropoda, Lymnaeidae.